This is a messenger RNA of Aspergillus steynii IBT 23096, 1263 nucleotides long. Its product is annotated as glycoside hydrolase family 43 protein. Gene Ontology annotation, molecular function: hydrolase activity, hydrolyzing O-glycosyl compounds. NCBI's taxonomy places the organism in Eukaryota, Fungi, Ascomycota, Eurotiomycetes, Eurotiales, Aspergillaceae. The coding region runs from base 183 to 1160 and encodes 325 amino acids. The record is from RefSeq and is a predicted model, not a curated record. The transcript has 4 exons. Gene Ontology annotation, biological process: carbohydrate metabolic process.
CGCCUUUCCCCCACAGGGACAAGCAUCGUGGCGGUUCUGCUUCACGAUGGGCUUUUCCACCAAUUGCAGUCGUUGUGCGACGUCAUCGUCAGCACGCAGACCAGGUAUAUACAGCUCGGUGUUUCCCUGGCGAAUCGGAGAAUAUCACAUGUGUGUGUGUGUGUGUCUGUGCAAUCAAAAACAUGUUCUCUUUGCGAGCCGUGCUGCAGUUCUUCCUGUCUGCCUUGCUGGUCCAGUCAGCAGUGGCAGACACCUUCUCCAACCCCUUGAAGGACCCGAAUGGCAGUGAUCCGUUCAUUGUUUACGUCGACGGCUACUACUACCUGACCACGACUACGUGGACCGAUGUCCAGUUGACUCGGUCUCCCACUCUGGAGGGCUUGAAGGACGGUGAGAACAAGGUUGUCUGGAAGGACAGCAACCCGAACCGCUGCUGCAGCGUGUGGGCGCCUGAGAUCCACGAAAUCGACGGAACAUGGUACCUCUACUACACUGCCGGAAGCUCCGACUCUCUCGACAACCAGCGCGCGCACGUUCUGAAGGGUGGCUCCAACCCCUGGGACACAUACGAGUACCUCGGCCAACUCACCCCCGAAUGGGGUAUUGACGGAACCGUCCUGGUCAUCGACUCGCAGAACUACUUCAUCUGGUCCUGCAUGGAAGACGGCAUCCAGUCCAACUGCAUCGCCACGCUCGACACCCCCUCGACCAUCGGCGAGAAGCACAUUCUGUCGCAGCCUCUCGAGGACUGGGAACGCGUCGAGGCCCCGGUCAACGAGGGCGCGGCUCCCCUGUACCAUGACGGAAAGGUCUGGGUUGCCUACUCGGCUUCUUACUGCUGGACUGCCAACUACUCGCUGGCUCUCCUGACCUACGACGGCGCUGGGGAUCCGUUGGACCAGGGUUCGUGGACCAAGUCGGCCGGUCCGCUGUUUACCUCUGCCAAUGGAAACUAUGGCACGGGACACAAUGGAUUCUUCACCAGCCCUGACGGCUCUCAGGUAUGGAACGUCUUCCAUGCUACUUCGGCUAGCGAGGGUGCUUGCGACGGAAACCGCUACGCCAUGGCCCUCGAGGUCAAGUGGAACGAGGAUGGAACCCCGAGUUUGGGAGAGGCCCCGGACCUGUCGGCUGUUCUGGAAGGACCUUCGGGGGAAUAGAUUUCCAUUUUUGAAGGAACCUGACUGAGAAGAAGGCAUUUCGGGGUUAAAAGAGCAACGUUUGCUUUAUUGAAUAGAUGACUAGCAUGAUAUAGGCAAAAGG